GUGUGUGUGAUUGUGGGUGUGCGGCCUCUCAAGUGUGUGUGCGUGUGCAAAAGAAAAAGAUCAACGCGAGCCAAGAGCGACAACAACAAGAAUAACAAUAACAACACACAGCUGACUUCCUCUUCUUUACCUUCCUGCGUACACUGUUCGAAAUAAAAUAAUGCAAAACAACGACAACUUCCAAAACGCCGGCUUCUUAACAACCAUCAACUAGUCAACAAAUAAAUACAAAAUUAAUUAAUAUAAAUAAAACAAACAUAUCCGUCAGCACAACUAAUAACAAUUUGAAACUAAACUACAUACACCAAAUUUAUAUAGUAUAAAAGGUUCAAAUAAAUAAAUCAACAUGGAUUGGAUCAUCAACGAUGAAAUGGGCCUCACCGUGGGCCAUGUGGUCGGCUGGGCCGCCGCCUCUGCCAUGGUAAUCGGGGGCGUCAUCCCCUAUGUACCGCAAUAUAUAGAGAUCAAGAAGACGCAGGAUGCGGAUGGAUUCUCGCUAUAUGUGUGUCUAGCGUUGCUGGUGGCCAACUCACUGAGAAUACUCUUCUGGUUCUCCAGCCGCUAUGAGCUUCCACUGCUGGUGCAGAGUGUCGUGAUGAACGUGACCAUGUUCCUGAUGAUCCAUCUGUGCGUGAAGGUGAAGCGGGUUAAUGCCAAUAACCGUGAGCACGCCCUGCGAGGCGAUGAACUGCAUUUGCCCAAGGUGAUGACCGACACGGAUACGGGAGCCUCGGUCUCCACGGAGGCGGGUGGCAGUGUCCUGAAGCGAGUUCGCUCCAGGCAUUAUCUAAACGACCUUGAUUUCAAAUACUUUUGGAGCUGGACAGAUUUCCAAUCGUAUCUGGACUUUAUGCUCGUCGUUUGGGCCGUGGGUGCCGCUAUAACAUAUCUAAUGCUGUCCGUACAUUGGUUCAUGGAAUCCAUGGGCUUUGUGGCCGUCUUCACCGAGGCCAUGUUGGGGGCGCCGCAAUUUCUGCGCAAUUUUAAGAAUAAAUCAACAUAUGGAAUGAGCAUACACAUGGUGAUCAUGUGGACGCUCGGUGAUAUGUUUAAGACUGGUUACUUUAUUGUUAGGAAAGCACCAUCGCAAUUCUGGAUCUGUGGCACGCUGCAGGUCAGCUUGGACAUUGCGAUCCUCUCACAGGUGUGGUUCUACCGUAAGAAUUCCAAGCCGCGUGAUUUGCGACGCGGCGAUUAGCAGUUUGCCCCCGAAGAACAGCCACAGCACGUCCCCCAUGAUCUACAUAUAUCCCAUUCCGAGGAGCAUCAACUAUCGCUACCCGUUACCGUGAGCAGCAGUGGAGAUGACCAUUUACUCACCGCGCGGGCAGACGAUGAGCACUUCAAGGUGCUGGACUUUGGUCAGUGCCACGAUAAUCGAGCGUUCCAGUAUCACAAUAAUAACAAGAUGUUGCCCAGACCAGGCGGCAGUGGCAAGAGUAAGGAUGACAGCAGCAUGGCCGCAGCUUUGGAGGUGGUCAUUGUGCAUUCACCGGCCUCCAAGGAGCAGCGAUUGAUUGGUGCUGGUGGUCAGGAGACAAGUAGCAGCUGCUGUCGAAGGAAGCAGCGCAAUAAUGCCACACAAACCAGAUCAGAUGGCGGCAGUUGCUGCUGUGUAAUUACCACACAUCAUCAUCACUGCCAUUGUCAUAGGCAUCAUCAUCACCAUCAUCAUCAUUGUCACUACAGAAGCACAAAGAGGAGAGCUCUGCUGCACCAGAAAAGGAGUCACAGCCACCAUCGGCACAAUCACAAUCAGCAUUUACCCAUUAAGCAAACGAAUCCCAACCAAAUGCUUCCAAUGAACAACAACAACAACAACAAGUCUUCCUUGGACUCCAGCGAGGAGGGAAUGCAUCAUCAUCAUCAGGCCAUAGCCAUUGAGAUCGAUGCGGCAACGAUGAGCGAGGAUUGUGAGGAGAAUAACAGCAGCACGGCCACCUCUAAUUUUCCCUAUAAGGUAGCCAGCGAAGGUGUGAAGCCGAUUAUAAUGGCACCUCUGCGAGAACAGCAUCGUCACAGGCGAGGCUCUCUGAAUUCCAACACAACCAUCGAAACCGAUGAGCUCUCCCACGACGACGACGAUGACGAUGUGCGUAUGGGCUCCCAUCAUUUGCCGGAGGAUGAGACCCAACUAACUCAGCCGCCAAAUACAAGCUCGAGCAGCUCCACAAAGCGAGGAAAUCCAGCCUCGGCGCCAGCGAGAAAUGAAUGCGUGCGAAUCAAGAGGAAGAGGUUCAUGGCCGAACCUGGGCAGGAUUACUGCAGCAGUUGCUCGAGUUCCUGUUCUUGCAGCAGCUUGGAUGAGGAUCAUCUGGAGGGUCAGGUCCAUGAAAUGACCGUUUCGGCAGAGUGUCAUGAGUGUAGGCGAGGCAGCUUCUGUUCGUGCCACAAUUCCAGCUGCUGUUGCGGCUCUGGCUCCCAGGAAGGCGAGGACGAGGAAGAGGAGGAGGCUGACGAUGAAGAUGAUGAUGAAACCACAGGGCAAAGGGAAAGUUUUUGUACCGCUGCUGAUCACACGAUAACUCCCUCUCAGGAGGGUGAGGAUAUGCACAGCAGUACAUUGACACCCCUUAGCACCCACAGGUCUUCCUUUAUGGAUCAUGCAGAUCAUACAAUGAGGAGCGAUGAUAAUGGUGGCGGUAAUCUAACCGAUGCCGAUGCCUCCUCUCUAAGCCAGUCCGCCGAAUACUUCUCGCUAUCGUCCACCGCUGGAGGAGCCACCACCUCUUAUCCCAUCAAGGAAGAGAAGCCAAAGGAUUCAAAGGAAAGGGAUGUGGAUAUACAGCCGUCCUGCAAACACUUGAAUCCUCGCAAUCCGCAUACCAAACACAAACGCGCCGCUUCUCCUGUGGACAGCUCUUUAUGACGAAGUGUCUCGCUGGUCGCCUGGCCAGCCAUCGAUGUGAAUGCUCUGCUGCAGCAGACCAUAAGGAAGUCGGCCGUGCUGCAGGAGACGCCGGUGCGCAGGAAAUCCACUGCCAAAAAGGGAUGUCCAGCCAGAAGUGCGGAGAGUAAUGAUUCCUCCACGGCCACAUUGACGCCCAGUGUGGUUACCGUGGCCAAGUAUCCGGGACCGGGAGCGGGACUAGUGAGCACUGUGACCAGUUUAAAUGGCUGCGGAACCACCUAUAGCUACACCACCACCACGUCAGCCACUACCAGCUCCAACUCGACGACCAGUGGCAAGAGGAACUCCAAAUAUUCGCCGGUGCCCAGUUCGGAGGCGUAUCAGUGCGAUCCACUGCAGCAAAGCUCGACGGAAAUCAUCUUAUAACUCAUACAAACAUACCUCUACAACCAUGACUCUUAUACACGCUGUAUAAGUCAGGGGUUAAGAUCGUUAAUCAAUGGAAUGGAAUAUGUAGAAGACUCGUGCGGAAAGAUGGAAAAACCAAAAUUCAUUAUGCUGUUCAUUUUGCUGUUAUUCGGGGGUAACAAUUAUUACCAAGAAGAUAAGAUUAAAGCAGGUCUAGUUUAUAUAAAUGUAUGUACAUUGUUUUUUAUGUGAGAUCAUGCAUCAACAGAUUAGCCUUUAAAUUUGUAAACUAGUUUAUCAACUUUAGUUUCGGACUAUGUGAAUUAAAUGGAGAGCAAAGGGGUUUCAGCUGGGGAAGGGACCAAGCCAGAAAGUUGUCACAGCCUUUAAGUUUUCCAACAAACAAAAGAACAUAUCCACUUUGUGAGCAACCUUCCCUCAGCUCGGGCCUAGAACCUUGUUUAGAAUUAAAAACAAAACAAAUUGAUAGUAAAUUGUCAUUGUUUUUCGUACCUUAGUGAAAAUUCAUUUCGUAGUCUUGUAAGUUCGAUCGAAAAACACCAACAAAAAUCAAACAUUAAUCUCGAUAUUAUUCUUUAAAGAAUUUUUAACAUUAUCAUUUUCCUAGCAGAAUUUAUUAGCUAAGUUCCAUAAGAAUAUUGAUUCGAAAAUAAACGAAAACCCAAGCAAAACUUU
This is a messenger RNA of Drosophila serrata, 3955 nucleotides long. RefSeq lists its product as uncharacterized. Gene Ontology annotation, biological process: phospholipid translocation; retrograde transport, endosome to Golgi. Lineage: Eukaryota; Metazoa; Arthropoda; Insecta; Diptera; Drosophilidae. The record is from RefSeq and is a predicted model, not a curated record. Gene Ontology annotation, cellular component: trans-Golgi network; endosome.